AUGGAAGCCUCGCUUGUCAAGCUCGCCGAAGCUAUCUCUAGACUGCCAGAUGGCCGCUUAGCUGGUGCGCGGACAGGGCCACUCGGACAACAUCUCUGGGCCUCCCUCGACAACACCGGCACACCACGAUAUCCCGAGGAUGAAGAGGGUCCAUACAAAGCCUUCAAUAUUGGAUGGGAACGCGCGUUUCGCAUUCCUCCAGGCCGUGAUUGCUCAUCACUCUUCCCUCUUGUUUGCCAAGGGAAGUAUGGGUUGAUUUUGGCUCAUAACUGGGCCAAGCAUUACGCAUCGUUGGUCCAAGACAUGGAUGUGAAGAUGAUCCAGCUUCGCGUAGAUCAGCUUCUUGAUUUGAUUAGUGCUGCUUUGAAAGCGCACAUAUCAGACGUCUCAGAGAACCACAAUCUGGGACACAGCAAAGACAGCGUCUUGCAGGAAGAUGGAGAUGCGACCGAAGCUGAGCUUCCAACCGGUGAAAGCAAGAAGCGCAAGAAGAAGGAUUCCGGGCAGGAGACUCACAAGGUCAUUAAUUUAGACGCACACGAACCCGCAACCGCUUCCCAAACCACCAAAAAACAGCGUAAAAAGCACCGCACCAAGUCCCCGGACGCGUCAAAUGAUGACACAUCGAACGAGACGACACAGGCGCCAGCUAAAAAAGCACCAGCUAAAAAGAAGGCAGCUAAAAAGAAGACGGUUGUGGUGGACUCCGUGAGUGCCUCAUUGAUCAUUGCUGGCGGACCAUUGAUGUCCUCGAAGUCAUCCUCCAGCUCCGAGGACGAGGAUGACAACAGUCCAGCUCGGACAAGCAACAAACUUACUUGGGCACUGUCCCAAUAUCUCACUAAGGAAGCCAAGUCGGUGCAGAAGGGCGAGAAACGAGUGUGGAAGGUUUUCUGUCGGUAUUGCAACAAGUAUCGCACAACACUGCGCACCAAGGGUGUCCAGAGCUUUGCUGAUGAGACCCUUCCGCUCUCAACUCCCAGCAACUGGAUCUCACAUGCUCUGGAAUGCACGCGACACCCGGUUAAUCAAUCCUUCGAGACUUUUCAGUCAAUCGCUCGCAACAGCGGCACUAUGCCAGCUUCGGAUGUCACCGCAAGCGACCAGACAAACAAGAUCAUGACCGCGUUUCUUCAGCGAGGCCGUGAGCAGCCUGAAAGCCAGUCAAAGGCCAAGGUCACGAAGCCUGGCUAUCGCGAGCGUGUCGUUGUUGCUGCUGUCACUGACGACAUGGUCUAUUCUUUCACCGAGAAGCCCGGCAUGCAGCGCUUACUUGAAUACAUACUUCCUGAGAAUAUUCCGGCCACAAUCUCUCAUCAAACUAUCAGCCGUGAUGUCGAAUCGCUUCAUAAAGCCUUGGCGAAAAAAUUACAUCUCAUGCUGCAGGAAAACGAUUCACAAAUCAGCAUUGCUUCCGACAUUGUGACAACACGGGGAAUGGUCCAUUCAUUUUGCGGUAUUGUUGUGUCCUUCAUCGAUAAGGACUGGGUCCGCCACGAAUAUGUACUGGAUCUGAUCCCACUCAAUGGCGAUCAUUCGGGGAAGACCGUCGGCCGACUAAUCUACAAACACCUUCACCGUGCCGGGAUUGUGACCAAAAUGAUUGCUUCCGCGGCCAACAAUGCGUCAAGCAACGGUCCCAUGAACGAGGAAGUUGUUCGUCGUUGCUGCAAGGCCCUUCCGGAUUUUACCAUGUCCUUGGAGACCCGGAAUUUCCAGAUCGGAUGUGGGGGUCACGUAACAAACCUUGUUGCUCAAAAAAUCGACUCCGUUCUUGGACUCUGUGUGGCCCCCGAGGUCGAAGAUCUCUAUGAUGAGAUCCGUUCCGAACCACUCUUCUACGACAUUGAACAGGAUCCAGUAGCUCUCGAGGAACAGCGAGUGAUGGAGCAGGAGACUAUGGCGGGGGUUGAUCCGGAUGAGUGCGAUAGCGAGGAUGAGCAGAUCGAGUUAGAGGAUGAGUCUACAUCUGAGCUCGAAAGCGAAGAGGAAUGGGAGGAUGAGGAGAACGGGACUAUUCAUUCAGCAGCCGUUUACAUUCUCUGUUCGGAAAUUCGACGCAAAAAAGACCGUAGAUUCAUCCGUCGAAAGGUACAACGGAAGUACCGACACCUUGUAUUUGUUCGAAGCAUGCGGGUUCGCUGGAACACCCGUUUGGCUGAGCUCCGGCGGGCUUACCUGCUUCGAGCGGUGUUUGAUUAUUUCGUGGAGCGCAUGGGUGAUGGCUUCACUGGAAAGGCACUCGCGGCAGCCCAACGCAAAAUCAAGAAGUGGAGAAUGGACUUGUAG
Messenger RNA from Mycena citricolor, 2289 nucleotides. The record is from the annotation of a GenBank genome assembly. Lineage: Eukaryota; Fungi; Basidiomycota; Agaricomycetes; Agaricales; Mycenaceae.